CAAAAUUGUUAGAAAAUGGCGGUCAGCUGGAUGAAUGUCUGCCCUGGCGCCCUGAGCCUUUGGACUGAAUAUCGGCAUAUAAACUGCGUCUUUCCUCCGUCAGGAUGCGAGGACAUCGUUGUGGAAAGUUUGUCCCUGGACUCUCUGGUCCCCAUCCUGAAGUGGAGCUCCCAGCCGUACGGCUCCAAGUGGGUCCACAGGCAGGCCAUGCACUUCCUGUGUGAGGAGUUCAGCCAGGUGGUGACCUCUGACGUCCUGUACGAGCUCGGCAAAGAGCACCUCCUCAGCGCCAUUCAGUCCGACUACCUGCAGGCGAGUGAACAGGACAUUCUGAAGUAUGUCGUAAAGUGGGGCGAGCAGCAGCUGAUUAAGAGGAUGGCAGACAGGGAGCCCAACCUGCUGAGCGGCACAGCCCACAGCGUCAACAAGAGAGGCGUGAAAAGGCGAGACCUGGACGUGGAGGAGCUGAGGGAGAUCCUUUCUCCUCUCCUGCCCUUCAUUCGGACGGAGCACAUCCUGCCUCCCAACAGCGACGUCCUCGCCGACGCCCUGAAGAGGGGUUUGAUCAGCACCCCUCCGUCAGACAUGCUGCCCACGGCCGAGGGGGGCAAGGCCAACGCCUGGCUGCGGCAGAAGAAUGCAGGGAUCUACGUCCGUCCGCGCCUCUUCUCUCCGUAUGUGGAGGAAGCCAAGUCUGUGCUUGAUGAGAUGAUGGUGGAGCAGACGGACCUGGUGCGUCUGAGACUGGUGCGGAUGUCCAACGUCCCGGACACACUCUACAUGGUGAACAAUGCCGUGCCUCAGUGCUGUCACAUGAUCAACCACCAGCAAAUGGCGGGCAGCUCCAGCACGGCUCCCUCUGUCGUGGCCAAUGAAAUACCAGUGCCUCCUCUGUCUGUGGUGAAGGAUAUGAUCCGCAGGCUGCAUGAGCUGAGGCACACGGAGCAGGUCCAGCGAGCCUACGCCCUGAACUGUGGCGAGGGAGCCACGGUCAGCUACGAGCUGCAGCUGAGGGUGCUAAGGGAGUUCGGCCUUGCAGAUGGAGCCACGGAGCUGCUGCAGAACCCAUCCAAGUUCUUCCCAGAUGAGCGUUUUGGAGACGAGAGUCCGAUUCUGGCCCUGCGUCAAGUGGGCCGUUGCCGUGUCAACAGCAGUCCGGCUAUGGACAGCAUGAUAACGGACCUGGAAGGAGUGGCAGGCUUCCACCCUCCGCUGCCUCCUCCGCCUCCUCCCUACCACCCUCCCGCCACGCCCAGCCAUGCCCAGCUCAAAGGGGGCUGGCGACCCCGGGUUCCCAUGCCGACGCCGACCCGCUCCUUCUCCUACCCCUGCAACCGGACCCUGAUCCAGCGCCACGCUGCUUCCAAACAUGGCGGUUCGGAGUACUCCUCGGCGCCCAGAUCCCAGCCUCCAGACUGCACCAACCCCCAGGCUAUGGGCCGACCUCUGCUGUCAGACCAGCAGGCGAUGGGGGCGGAGCCUAUGAUGAGGGAGUUCAUGCCGGACAUCGCGCUCGGCGUCUCGGUCAUGUCUCUGAGGGAGCAGCACAUGGCCGACAUGGACGGCGAAGGCCCUCACAGCCCCAUGGGCCCUUCAGGCCACCACCUGUCCUGCUCUGCUGCGCGCUUCAGCCACGGUUACGGCCCUGGACACGGCCACUCCUGCAAGAGGCACGCUCCAGAACCCAAGCUGGAGGCCCAAGCGGAGUUCCCCGACCUGUACGACUUCUCCUGCAGACCCGCGACCCCGACCUCCGCCCACCCUUUGCCCGCUUUCACAGGACCAGACCUCUACAGCCACAGCUGCACGCAGUCCGGCUCCUACCCUCCUCCUUACGUUUCUGACUGCCAGAGCCACGGCCACCUGCAGGGACGGACCGCCCCGGACCCGCUGCGACUGGACGUCCUCAGCUUAAAAUCCCAGAGACACGACGGCGUCCUCUCCAGUCCGUCCGGACCACAGCCGAGGACGGGUCCGUUCCCAAAGGGGCGGCCGAACGAGACUGACCUCACCCACGGUUUGGGUCAUCUACGCUCCCCCAGCGGGAACAUGGACGGCUACGAGGACAGACCCAGAGACGCUCCAGAGGAGAUGGUUCUGGACGGAGACCCAUCGGGUCCGGUUCCGCUCCAGCAGUCUCACAGGAACAGUGUAGGCGAAGAACUCCUCAGAGACCGCAGAUCGCCCAGCAAACCGGACUACCCCUAUAAGAAAUCUGCACUUUAACCCCAGUUCAGGAGGCGGGGUUGAGUUGGAAAAAGGGAAAAAUGCGAUGAGCACUAAAUGUGUGUGUGUGUGUGUGUGCGUGUGUGCACGUGUGUGUGUGAGUACAAGAGUCAGAGAAAAGGGUUGUAGCUAGCGCUGGGCGAUUAUUUUUCAUAUCCAAUUUUAAGAAAGUUUAGUUUACUUGCCUACACUUCUAAGAACAAAAUAAAUAUUUUCAAAAAGUGAUUUAUUUCAAUA
This is a messenger RNA of Poecilia latipinna (sailfin molly), 2463 nucleotides long. Its product is annotated as BTB/POZ domain-containing protein 7-like. The record is from RefSeq and is a predicted model, not a curated record. Gene Ontology annotation, biological process: morphogenesis of a branching epithelium. The transcript has 8 exons. NCBI's taxonomy places the organism in Eukaryota, Metazoa, Chordata, Actinopteri, Cyprinodontiformes, Poeciliidae. The coding region runs from base 16 to 2226 and encodes 736 amino acids.